UGGACCGUUAUAAUUACCUUAGCUUAUAAAAUAAAUAUUAGUGAUCUAACCCUAUAUUCUUCUGUUCAUAACCAAGUAGACUAACUCACAAACCAUACCUUUUUUUUCAUUUGGCUAUCUUUACCAUGAAGUUUGCUUGUGUUCUCUUCCUCUCCUUCUUCAUGCUACUCUUGUUUUCUAAUGAAAUUGGUGCAAGAAAUAGUCCUGAAGAUUAUUGGAAAAAAGUAAUGAAAGAUCAACCAAUACCAGAAGCUAUAAAUGGAAUAAUAGAUCAAAAAAUGGCAAAUGCAUCUGAGAAAAAUUCACUUUGGAGUCAUUUUAAGAGGGAUUUUGAUGUUACUUCUAAUGUCAUAAUCUACCAUCCUCAUCAAGUAAACAACCAUCGUUCGCCUUCUGAUUAGGCGACGACCGAGCUCGAAACCGGAAAGAAUGGGGUUGAUUAACAACAACAGGCAAAUCAUAUCUCCUAUGAAGGUCCCAAAUAAGUUAUUAAAAGAUUAAAUAUACAAAGCAUAUGUUAGUAGUAUUAACAUAAAUUAGUCAUUAUUAGAAGAGUUGCUUUUAUGUAUGCAGGUGUUAUUAGAAAAGAACUUUAGUCAUUAUAGUAGAAUAAUUUAUUUAAUGUAAGAGGAAUUUUAAUGGGGUCCUUUCGAAUUUGAUAUGAUUAAUAUGAAUAUAUACUGUUGAUUGGUGUCGAUAAUAAUUACACAGGAUUACAGCCUUUACAGGUUUAUGAUUUUUACCAUAGAUAACGGUUAAUGUAUAGAACCGUGCAUUUGGAAGUAUGAA
Chenopodium quinoa (quinoa) is the source of this 789-nucleotide messenger RNA. RefSeq lists its product as uncharacterized. The coding region runs from base 126 to 401 and encodes 91 amino acids. The transcript is spliced from 2 exons. NCBI's taxonomy places the organism in Eukaryota, Viridiplantae, Streptophyta, Magnoliopsida, Caryophyllales, Amaranthaceae. The record is from RefSeq and is a predicted model, not a curated record.